GAGAGAGACAGAGAGAGAGAGAGAGAGAGAGAGAGACCCGUCGCGCGCCCGGGUUCCUUCAAUCUGGAGCGUCAGAUGGCAGCGCUGCAUCUUUCAUCCCCAGGUUUUUCUAACCGGUUUGGGCGCGCGACUUUUCUUUCUUUCUUUCUCUUUCUUUCUUUCUGUUCUUUCUUUUCUAAAUCCCGUCAGUUUACACAGAGACUCGGGAGCGAUUCCUGAUUGCCAAGCAUGCACAGCGUGUUAAAGCCGCGCACUCCUACACCCCGUCCAGCUUCCUCUCCUAUCGCGCGGAUAAAUGAAUUUCCUCCGGUUCCCGUCCCGUGCUCCGGGAUAUAAAAUCUGACAAGUUGGACUGGACUCCAUUCUGGUGCAGGGUUUGGAAGAGGUUGAAGGGGAUCACUGCAUGCGUGCUGUUUUAGUCUCUGGGAGGAGCGAUGCGCGCUGCUCGGUCUCCCUGACCCCCCACUCGAGCGCUUUGUCUCGUGGAGGAGGCGAAACGGCGCGAGCGUUAUGUUGGUUUCUUUUCCCUGUGUAUUAUUUGCUGCGCAGAACAAUCUGACCAACUCGGAAACAUUGUUACAGAACUGACCUGCCGUCCUGUGUAGGAGAAUAACAUUGCCAUUUCGGAGCGCGUGAACAAACGGACUUUAUAAAGGUGUGAAAAGGGGAGGGUGGGGGGGCACGAGCUGUUUAACUCAACCGGAUAUUAUUGUUGGGAGCUAAGAGAGGAACGUGUGGUGUGUGUGUGUGUGUGUGUGUGUGUGUGAUAUCAAGGCAUGACACCAGGAGGAGUGAGAGAUUAAAUUGUUCACGUUGCCUCGGGUCAGCCCGGUGAUUUUGGAGGGAUUUUGCUGGGAGUUUGAGUGGCGCACGUGCAGCGGGGCAGCCCGGAGUUCCGGAGCAUCAUGGGCUGCUGCAGUGGUCGCUGUACACUGGCCUUCAUCUGCGGCAUGCAGCUGAUUAGCAUUUUGGAAAGACAAAUAUUUGACUUUCUUGGUUACCAGUGGGCGCCGAUCCUCACGAACUUCAUCCACAUCAUCACAGUGAUUCUGGGCCUGUUUGGGACGGUGCAGUUCAGGCCGCGAUACGUCACUGGGUAUGCAGUCUGGCUGGUGCUCUGGGUCACCUGGAACGUCUUUGUCAUCUGCUUCUACCUGGAAGUGGGUGACCUUUCCAAGGACACAGACCUGAUCAUGACCUUUAACAUUUCCAUGCAUCGCUCAUGGUGGAUGGAGAACGGUCCUGGGUGCAGGGUGACCCCUGUGACCCCUCCGCCCUCCUGGGCUCCUGAAGACCACCGCUACAUCAGCAUAGCUGGCUGCGUUCUGGAGUACCAGUAUGUGGAGGUGGCCCACAGUUCCCUGCAGAUCAUCCUGGCUCUGGCUGGGUUCAUCUACGCCUGUUACGUGGUGAAACUCAUUUCAGAAGAGGAAGACAGCUUCGACUUUAUAGGUGGCUUCGACUCCUACGGGUACCAAGGACCACAGAAGACAUCUCAUUUGCAACUACAACCAAUGUAUAUGUCAAAAUAACAAGGACAAACUGCCUUAUGAACCAAUCAAACGAUGAACUGCUGUCUCAACCUUUCGUCUUUUUACGUAAAUGUCUUAAUAUGAUAGUGUCUUAAGAACCAUUGGAGGAACCAAGAUGUGGCACUUUAACCAGUCAACAACUGGAGAAAACUAGAGCCAAGGCACUGGAUUUUCUGCCUUUCUCAGUCUGGUGCUUGGUGUCUGGCUGGUUUAAGCAGGAGUAAGAGCGCCAUCCCGUGGCCAAGACGCUCUCU
This is a messenger RNA of Ictalurus furcatus (blue catfish), 1786 nucleotides long. It is a transcript of the gene nkain2, whose product is annotated as sodium/potassium transporting ATPase interacting 2. Bases 906 to 1532 code for a protein of 208 amino acids. The transcript has 7 exons. NCBI's taxonomy places the organism in Eukaryota, Metazoa, Chordata, Actinopteri, Siluriformes, Ictaluridae. Gene Ontology annotation, biological process: regulation of sodium ion transport. The record is from RefSeq and is a predicted model, not a curated record.